AUGGCACACAUCAACUUCUCGACUGAGGAGGCUGCUGCUGGUUGGAAGACACAGGCCAGAGAGACACUCACCUACUGGGUCCCCGAGGUCGACAUCAAGGGAACCCUACCCAAGGACCUCGUCGGCACCUUCUUCCGCAACGGCCCAGGCAACGACAGCGUCGGCUCCACAAAGUUGAUCCACCCCAUCGACGGAGACGGUCUCAUCGUCGCCUUGUCCUUCCCCGGUGACGGACACGUCCACUUCAACUCGCGUUUCGUCCAAUCGCGUCACCGUGUUGAGGAGAAGGCUGCCCAGAAGAUGAUUUAUCGUGGUCAGAUGGGGACUGAUCCUAAUAGCUUCAAGUCCAACAUUGCGGCUUUGGUCAAGGCCAAGAUUGGGUGGGAGAAGAGUUCCACGGUCUUGACGUUUAGGAACCCAUCUAAUACUAAUGUUUACAUGUGGGAGGGCAAAGUGCUCAGUGCUCACGAAACCAGUCUUCCCCAUUGCUUGGACCCGAUGACGCUGGAGACUAUUGGUGAAGAGACGUUGGACGGCACUCUUCAGCUCAAUGUAUUGGGCGCUCACUUCCGUUAUGAUCCAUUCAUGGACCGUCUUGUAACCAUGUCUGCCAAGGCUGGAGUCAACCGACUGCCUUCACUUCAGAUCAACGAGUAUGGUCGUCAGUGGGCUGUCAAGAGUCUCCAGACGUUCCAUAUCCCGGGAUUGAACUAUGCUCACGAUUUGCUGCUGAGCAAGAACUUUUACAUUGUGCAGAUCACACCCUUUGUCAACAUAUCGACAGCCGAUGUGUACAAGUUCUUCUUGGGCCUGUCUUCACCCGGUGAUGCCAUGCGCUACUACGAGCACCUGCCCUGCCGCCUGGUGAUCAUUGCUCGUACUCCUCAAGUCGCCGACCAAAUCCUGGGUGGUCGCUCCUGGAUCGAGGCGGACAUUCCUGAACCGUGCCACAUUUUCCAUUUUGGCAAUGUUCAAGAGUUGGUUGAGAAAGACCGUGUUGUGGGCUUGGACUUGACGGCUGUCUGUUUGGGCAAGAAGUUCAACAUGGAGUUUGAGAACAAGACGUGGUUGAGCAAUGCGUCCAAGGCACCUGGUCUGUUGACUGGAUUCAAGGUCCGGUUUGGAGAUGCUAACAAUGCGUCAAACGACAAAGUUUGGUCCAAAAGACCAUUGGUCUACCAGACAGUCUUGCAUUCAGCUUCGGUCGAGUUCCCUGCUGUCCAUCCUUAUCGCCAUGGUCAGGAUACUAGGUUCACGUACAUGAUGGCGUCGAGUGACCCCAAGCGUCCCCAUUACUACACCGCAGUCUUGAAGCACGACCUCCAUGGACAGGGAACCAAGUUUUGGCAGAGUGAAGGUGUAACGGGCGAGCCCUGUUUUAUCCCUCGUGGUGGAUAUGCGGUUGUUGGAGAGGUGGAUCAGCGCAAGGAAGAUGAUGGAUUUGUGGUUGUGCAGGUGUACCAUCCCAAGCGAAAGACGACGGACUUUGCGGUGCUGGAUGCUCAGACGAUGGAAUUGUUGGCGACGAUUGGAUUGAAGCACCAUGUCCCGUUUGGGUUCCAUGGUACUUUUACACCUGAGCUGUUUGUGCAAGGGUCUGCUCCUCCCAGCCUUAUCCGAGCCAAGCUCUGA
Linnemannia hyalina is the source of this 1632-nucleotide messenger RNA. Lineage: Eukaryota; Fungi; Mortierellomycota; Mortierellomycetes; Mortierellales; Mortierellaceae. The record is from the annotation of a GenBank genome assembly.